Molecule: messenger RNA, 2430 nt
Organism: Phascolarctos cinereus (koala)
Lineage: Eukaryota; Metazoa; Chordata; Mammalia; Diprotodontia; Phascolarctidae
Source: RefSeq, a predicted model, not a curated record
AUGGCAACCUCAGAGUCCCCCAAGGAUGUUUCUUUCUCCCAGGGCAUCCGAAUGAUGUUCUACGCCAUGAAGCCCAAUGAGACCUCCUUCCCAAACUUGGAUGAGGUGCCUGACUAUGUGAAACAGGCGACACCAUUUUUCAUUUCCUUGAUGCUGCUUGAGUUGGUCCUUGGCUGGAUUCUCAAAGGGAAGCUAGCAGUACGAGUGGAUGAUGCUUUAACCUCCAUCUCGGCAGGCAUCCUGUCGCGGCUUCCAAUGCUCUUUUUCAGGAGUAUUGAGUUUUCCACUUACAUUUAUGUCUGGGAGAAGUAUAGACUCUUCAAUCUGCCUUGGGAUUCUCCAUGGACGUGGCAUUUGACCUUCCUGGGAGUUGACCUAGGUUACUAUUGGUUCCACCGCAUGGCCCAUGAGGUCAACAUCAUGUGGGCAGCACACCAGACACACCACAGCUCUGAGGCCUACAACUUAUCCACUGCAUUGAGACAAUCUGCCCUCCAAGUUUAUACGUCCUGGAUCUUUUACUGUCCCCUGGCACUCAUCAUCCCUCCUCCGGUGUAUGCUGUACAUCUCCAGUUCAAUCUUCUCUACCAGUUUUGGAUACACACUGAGGUCAUUGAAAACCUUGGACCUUUGGAACUUAUUCUCAACACCCCAAGCCAUCAUCGGGUUCACCAUGGCAGAAACCGUUAUUGCAUAGACAAAAAUUUUGCUGGCACCCUUAUUAUUUGGGAUAGAAUUUUUGGAACAUUUGAAGCAGAAAAUGAAAAGGUUUCAUAUGGCCUCACCCACCCCAUUAACACCUUUGAACCACUCAAAGUACAGUUUCAUCACAUGCAUUAUAUUUGGACCACAUUUUGGAUCACACCUGGGUUGUGGAACAAGUUGUCUGUCAUAUUCAAAGGACCAGGAUGGAGUCCUGGCAAACCUAGGCUUGGUCUUCUUGAGGAAAUCCCUGAGGUCACAGGAAAAGAAGUCCCUUAUGCCACCCAUGUGUCUGGCUCACUCCAGCUGUAUGCCCUUGUGCAGUUUGCUCUGAUGCUUGGUUUUUAUGAGGACACAUUUGCUGACAAAGACGCAUUAUCACAGGCCACCCUCCUCCUGAGAUCAGGCUAUAUCAUCCUGACGCUGACCUCCAUUGGAUUCCUCAUGGAGCAAAGGCCCCAGGCAGCCAUUUUGGAAACCUUCCGAUGCUCAGUGUUUUUAAUGCUAUAUUGGUUGAAUUACUUGAAGCCUUUCAUCCCUUCAUGGACACAUACUUUUGAGGUGAAUAAACUGAAGUUCAUCAAAGUUAAAAGACUUGCCCAAGGCCCCAUAUCAAGAAUGGUGUCAGUCCUAAAGCUCAAAACAAGGUCAUCUGAAUCUGGAUCAAUGAAUGGCAUUGGAACUGUAUUGGCACACAGCCUUAGAGGAAGACUCCAAUGAUUAGGUUAACUGGGGUAGUUGGAGAGAGGGUGGUAGGAAGGAAUCAAUAAAAGAUAGGAAUGAUCUGCUCUUUUGUGAAUGGGCAAACCAGGGUAAUUGGAGGAGGUAGUUCACUUGGGGAGCACCAUGAAUAAAACUGGAAAAAUAAGAGCCAUUUUUAGAAUGGGCCAUUUUGACAUCUGCUAAUUAUAGCACUGCUUUCUCCUUUUUGAGUCUUUCCCUGGAGAUGCCACUGUGGCUUCAUUUGCUCAUAUAUAAUCAACAUGGGAUGUUCAUCUUUCCUAAAACUUGCAGGUUGCAUUAGCAACAGAUAGAUACUCCAAAGUAUUUCUCCAUUGUGACAACUCUUGUGAGCAGAAAUCCCAGCAUCCUCUUGGCUCCACUGGAUGGGGAAGACACACUGAUUACUGUUAAUUAUGUAAAAUGCAGAUGCAAGAGAAAAUCCACAUUGGUCGCUUUCACUUAAAUUUCAUUGGCUCCCUAUAAUUGGAUCUAAUACAGAGCUAUCUGAGUCAGUCUUGCCAGUGAAGGUUCCCUGAUGAGUAGAGACAAAUAACUAUGAUCUUAACACUGCCUCUUACUAGCUAUGGGAACUUAUGCAAGUUAUUGACCUUAUGGGCCUUGGUACCAUCAUCUGUGAAAUGAACUGGUUAGACUAGGUGACUUCAUUAUCCCCUUAUGACUUUCCCAUUCUGGGAUUUUGAGUCUACCCCAUCAUAGCUAUGUAUCAUUUGCUGUUUCUCCUUUUGUUAUGAUCUGGGCUGAAUGGCCACUGCUGCUGUGACAUAAUAUGAACGGCAUCAGUGGUAAUAGAUUGAUCUCAUUAGGAGUCAUUCAAUGCAGCCCCCCAAAUAUGCAAAAACUGUUUAGUAAACACAAAUCCUGGUCACUGCACAUGGCUGAUUGUGGAGGACCAGGCAAAGAUAUGGAUGAGUGAGUGGAGCAUGUGACCACUUCUGGCAUAAAAUCAAAAGCAUGUGUCCUCCAUAUGCUUGGAAGCAUUAUAUU